Molecule: messenger RNA, 558 nt
Organism: Racocetra fulgida
Lineage: Eukaryota; Fungi; Glomeromycota; Glomeromycetes; Diversisporales; Gigasporaceae
Source: the annotation of a GenBank genome assembly
GAUGAGCCAACUUCAGGAUUGGAUUCAGCUACAGCACUUGAAGUAUGUAAUUUGUUGAAAAAGAUUGCACAUAGUCAAGGAUUAACAGUAGCCGCGGUUAUUCAUUCACCAUCUCCACAAGCCUUUAAAACAUUUGAUGACUUUUUAUUAUUGGGCAAAGGGGGAAGGAUUGUAUAUUUUGGUCCGACAAAUGAUGCAUUGGAAUAUUUUGAGACUGAUUUUAUGAUGGAAGUGGCAGCUGGAAAAGUCAAGCCAGUUGAUCGACAAGACAUUACAGUUUCUGAUUUAUUUGAAGCAUGGGAGAGAUAUCAUGAAUCAGGAAAGGCAACACUUUCACAUGAUACAAAACUUGGGAUCCCUGAAGAAGCCAAGCCCACUCGUCGCAACUCUGGAGGUUCAACAUUUGGAUAUGAAAAAGUAGUUUAUUGGCGAGACACAGCAGCAGGAAUGCACACAGUUCCAUAUUUUCUAGCAAAAAUAGUAGCAGAUAUUCCUCGAUUACUCCGUGGGCGAUGGGUAAGUUUCACCAAAUUAAAACAAGUUGACAGACUUUCUUGA